AUGUCCGUUUGGUUCCAGAACCGGCGGGCCAAGUUCCGGAAGCAGGAGCGGAUCGCCCAGCAGAAGGUCUCGAGCAAUAACAACAACAACAACAACAACAGCAACACGAGCAACAACAAUAACAACAACAGCAGCGCGGAUUCGUCGUCGGUCAAGAGCGAGCAGAAAUCGUCCAGCGCCGCCGGAAGUACGACCCCGAAGGACAUCAAACCGGGCUCGCCGCUGUCCAACGUGUCCACCACUCCGAACUCGAGCGCUUCCUCCCACCAGUCCAAUGGCGAUAUCAAACCGAUCAAUGGAAAACUCUCCGAUUCGGAUCUGAACGGGCUGUCGGUGCCCCACCACGGAGGGCCCGGUGGAGGAGCAGGGCUCGGAUCACUCCACCACCACCACCACAACAAUAACAACAGCAGCAGCAGUGCCAGCAAAUGGAGCUCCUCGUGCAAUCCGCUGCUGCAAAGUCAGAAAGCAUCGUCGGCGGUGAACCACUUGGGCAUGAAUCACAAUCUGCAGAAUCAUCACCACCAUGCGGUGGCGGCGCUGUCGUCUCCAUUUUCCUCGCUACUGGGAGCUGGCGGUGGAGCCGCCGGGUACUUGUUGGAUCCGCUAGGGGGACUGAACAAAACUACCGCGGCCAAUCAUUUGUUCUAAGUGCGCGAAGGGAAGGUGGCCAAGUAGUUUCGGGCAUUCCACACUAGUCGUAGGCUUAAGAUUACGAAAAUCUAGCAUUAAGAUCCGGUGAAGGAAUUUCACUUCUGUAGAUACGGACGUAUUUUUUUCGUACCAGGCUCGUAGAUAUCUUGAGAUUGUAAUCGAAGGAAGCAAAAGAACGAAUGUAGUCAUCGUUAGAAAAUCGCUUUUUCUGCAGCAUUCAUACUGCUCAGAUACAGAAUAACAGAAGCCGAGCCAACUAUGAGCAGCAGAGUUUAAUCACAAGCAUAGUAGGCAGGGAAAGGUACGUUUUUACGACUACGGUGACAAAUAUGUCCGUUCGACGACGGGAUUGAGUGACGUUAAUUAGCAGAGAAGUACAUAUUAACCAUUAUGCUCUCGGAUCAUGGCGAAAGCGUCUGUCUUAAAACUUGAAGGGUUCGUUGAUUCUGACGGUCCUUUUGGCAGUUCAUGUUCAUUUCACGGUGGGUUAAAUAAUUUAAAUAAUUGAAUAAUCACAGUCAACUCUCCACAACUUUACAUUAUGUAU
Molecule: messenger RNA, 1201 nt
Organism: Aedes aegypti (yellow fever mosquito)
Lineage: Eukaryota; Metazoa; Arthropoda; Insecta; Diptera; Culicidae
Exons: 3
Coding region: 1-651 (216 amino acids)
Molecular function (GO): DNA binding
Source: RefSeq, a predicted model, not a curated record